Terrapene triunguis (Three-toed box turtle) is the source of this 1745-nucleotide messenger RNA. It is a transcript of the gene LTO1, whose product is annotated as LTO1 maturation factor of ABCE1. The record is from RefSeq and is a predicted model, not a curated record. NCBI's taxonomy places the organism in Eukaryota, Metazoa, Chordata, Testudines, Emydidae.
AGCCUGCGCACUAGAAGCGCCUCGGCCCUGAGCCCUCCGGCUCGCCGUCCCUUCCCAGCAUGCCCUGAGGGAGCCUGCGCGUCCGGCCGGGAGUUCGGGGAGAUUCGUCGCGCUAUGGAGGCGGCUGCCAGCGCUUCGGAUAUGUUCGACGCUAUCGUGAUGGCCGAGGAGAGAUUUCAUGGUGAAGGGUAUCAAGAAGGUUAUGUUGAAGGAAGUCAUGUUGGUGUUAUUGAGGGAAGGAGGUAUGGAGCACUACAUGGUGCCAAGAUUGGGUCUGAGAUUGGAUACUAUCUUGGGUUUGCAUUGACAUGGCAGCGUCUGCUUCACAGAUCUGCAGAAGAAAAGCCCAGUAAAAAAAUAAAGGCUCUGGAAUCAUUAAUAGGAAUGAUUCAGAAAUACCCUUAUGAAGACCCCACUUAUGACAAACUUCAUGAAGAUCUGGAAAAAAUCAGAGGAAAAUUUAAACAGGUUUGCUCAUUGCUAAAUAUUCAAUCUGAUUUUAGAAUCAAUCCUGAAAGAUCUGCACUUACUUUUUGAACAUAACAGAUGAAGAUAAACAUAUAUGAACAAAGAAGAAACGUUAAGGAACAGAUAUCUGGGGGAGUGAUUACAAUAAUAAUAAAGGCAGAUAAAGUCAGAAUAAUAAACAGGUUUUUAUUUUACAAAAGGAAGGGUAGAAGAGUUAAGCAGUAGUGGAAAGGCACCCCUUUAAUGUUUGCUGUGUCCCAGUUUUAUUUGUUCAUUGCAGUCAGUGCAUGUCCUGUUUAAAAAACAAAAAUGCAAAACCUCCAUAUUCAUGCAACACUAAUCCCAUAUUGAUAGUCUGUCUUUAAUUUCUAUGGGAAAAAUCGUUUGCUUCUAUGAUGAUUUGUUUUAUGAUGUUUCUCCCUUGUUUAUUAUCCAAAGGAUGGGUAUUUCAAAACAUGUAUAGAUCACUAUGAAUUUACACAAUAUGUAUAUUUACACAAAUAGAUAGUAAGAUAUUUUCCUUGUCCUGAGGAGCUUACAAUAAAGAGCUAUGUUAUUUUUGAUGAUGAAAGGAUGAAACAGAGGAUGGGAUAACAGUGAAGAGGUGUAUUACAGACAUGGUUCUCAAAGCAGCUACAGCUCAAAACAGAAUAUUGCUCCUCUGUUGUUGAUUUUCUGUAUUAUUUCCAUGAGCUCUGACACCUGAUGUCUGAUCCAGUGCAGAAAAAAUAUAUUGGCAGCUGAAAGUGCUGAAAAUAUUUAAAAGAAAAAAAGAAAAAAGAUUGAGAUCUACCGCUUAGAAUAACUAACUAAUGGUGAGGUGUUUGAGGUAAUAUCUUCUAUUGGACCACUUCACCCACCUUGACUCUCUCUCAUCAUGGGACCAAAAAUACUACAAAAAUAUUGCAAUAAUUGAGUGGUAAAUUGUUUCCAAGAUGGGAAAUGCAUUUUUCAGUUUCAUUCAGAAAAUGGAUGCUGUCAGAAUAUGUAAGUGAAUAUUCAACUAUGUUAGUUUAAGAGAAACAAAUUAUUUUGUUCAAAAGAUAUUCUGUAUUUUGGUGCUAGAAUAUUUAUGUAACUUUUUUCACAAAUCGAAUGUAAUGUGGUCACUUCUAGAAAGCAUUUCACUACAGUGUAGUGUAUGUAUAUCUGUGGAGCCACUUCAUUUAUAAGUCUGAGCAACAUUCCUUUGUUAAUUUUUUAAUUAAUUUUUUCUACAUACAACUAUACCAAAAUUCAUCAUAAUACACAAAGUAAAUAAAGAGGAUUACAGCAUU